Messenger RNA from Suncus etruscus (white-toothed pygmy shrew), 1523 nucleotides. It is a transcript of the gene DMAC2, whose product is annotated as distal membrane arm assembly component 2. Lineage: Eukaryota; Metazoa; Chordata; Mammalia; Eulipotyphla; Soricidae. The transcript has 5 exons. Bases 180 to 764 code for a protein of 194 amino acids. The record is from RefSeq and is a predicted model, not a curated record.
CUUCUCUUUAGUCCCUGCAUCUGGUGAAGCCAAUAUGGAAUUGGGGUACCAGGAAUGUUCGUGGCCUGAGCAAUGGUGUGGCCCCGGGGGGCAGUCAGAAGAGCUGGACCCUGCUGCAGUUCCUGAGCGAUCAAUUCUCCGACGUGACGUUCCUGAGGGAGUACCUGCACCGAAGGCAGAUGGCAAAUGUGCUCAAGAAAAAUAGAUCCUUCACCCAUCUCAAGAAACGCUACGGCCCAGACAUCGCUGGCGCCUAUUUCAUCCUGCAUCAGGGAGGCUCAGUCAAGUUCCAGGGCCAUGAUUGGUUGGACUCAAAAGGGUCUGGUCACUCUGACAUCAGAAAGUUCCAGGACAUCCAUGUGGAGGCUGUGGAUGUCAGUGGCUGUGACAUCAACUACCAAGGCCUGGACAACCUCAUGAACCUACGGGCUCUCCAGUCCCUUUGGCUACAGCGCUGUCCCUACAUCGAUGACUGGUGUCUCAGCCGCCUUUAUCAGCUGGCCAACUCACUGCAGGAACUCUCGCUGGCUGGGUGCCCCCAUGUCUCUGAACGGGGCCUGGCCUGCCUCCACCACCUCCAGAACCUCCGCUGGCUCGACAUCUCAGACCUCCCUGCUGUGUCCAACCCAGGCCUCACACAGAUCCUGGUGGAGGAAAUGCUGCCCAACUGCAAGGUGGUGGGAACUGGCUGGGAUCAGGGGCCUUCUGGAAGCACCACCAGCCCCUCUCCUACCUGUCCUUCAGCCCUCUCCCCCUCUAGCUAGGUCUCAGCCAGAAUGCAGAUGUGGACAGGCAGAAAGGUUGCAGGACUUGUGGAAGGUUGAAGCACGCUGGUAUCAACAGUGCCCAACCUGGCCUUUCCCUGAGUUCUGGCUCCAGUUGGGUUCACUGAGCCUCUGGUUCAGUUGGUAAAGGGCUGUAGAGGAGGGAAAGCCCAGCCCAAACCCCAUGGGCUGUCUGCUCCCACCACAGCCAUCGAAGUUCAGGGCUCCGGGCCCUGCCCUGCCGCCAGCAGCUCCUUCCACUCAUGCUUCUUCCCGCCUCUUCUUCUCCAGCCUCCUAGGUCUGGAGUGAGGGACCCUGGCUAUUACGGAGCCCUCAGAGCUGCAGUUUUCCCUACUCUGUAUGCUACUAGGUCAAGUGACUUGACCACCCUGUUGGGCCUGUGCGGAGGGUAUCUUCCCAUGCAGGGCUGCUCAAACUGGGCACCCCAAGAUCCACGCUGUUCCCUCUUACUGAUGGACUCCAUUUGGCUCCAAGUGCAACUUCCUGGUCUGCUCUGAAAAUUGAUCUGGAUUCUUCUAUGCCAAGUGGCAUGGCUAGCUGCCAGCAGAGGGUGCCAGGAGGCAAAACUUCAUGGUGCCAAACAGCUGAGCCAGUGCUUGCUCAGGGCCACAGGAAUGCAGUGGCCCAGAGCUGCCCCUGGAACCUGAACGAGGCCCCUUACCAUUGGAUCCUUGUUACUUCAAUUUGCUGAUAAUGUUGAUUAAUUAGGUGUAUUAAACUUGCCCUGUUGAAGUUCC